Molecule: messenger RNA, 1884 nt
Organism: Capsicum annuum
Lineage: Eukaryota; Viridiplantae; Streptophyta; Magnoliopsida; Solanales; Solanaceae
Product: aluminum-activated malate transporter 8-like
Exons: 6
Coding region: 48-1805 (585 amino acids)
Biological process (GO): malate transport
Cellular component (GO): plant-type vacuole membrane
Source: RefSeq, a predicted model, not a curated record
UCUUUUUCUCCAAACACCCUUUCAUUUGUCCUAAUUUUAUCAUUUUCAUGGAGAUUAAUUCAAGAAAUCAAGAAAAUGUUGGCGUCUUUACCAAGUGGUGGAACAACGUCAAAGAUAUUCCAAGAAAAUUUAAGAAGAAAAUUGAAAAAAUUGGUAAGAACGUAAAGCAGAUUGGCGAAGAUGAUCCAAGAAAAAUUUGGCAUGCAUUUAAAGUGGGAUUAGCUCUCACUUUAGUCUCGUUGUUCUACUAUAACGAACCUCUAUUUCAUAGUUUUGAUGAACCAGUAAUGUGGGCUAUUCUCACUGUGGUGGUUACUUUUGAAUUCACUGUUGGUGGAACCAUAUCAAAAUGCAUAAAUAGAGGAAUUGGAACAAUUGUAGCUGGUGCAUUUGGUCUUGGAGCUAAAUAUUUAGCUCAAUUGAUUGGAAAAAAUGAACCAAGCCCUAUAGUUCUUGGGGUUUGUGUCUUUAUUGUAGGUGUUUUAGGUACAUUUACAAGAUUUUAUCCACAUAUCAAGAGAAGAUACGACUAUGGAACCAUGGUGUUUGUGUUGACCUUCAGCUUGGUUGCCAUCUCUGGCUAUCGAUCAGAAAAUAUUUUGCAAUUGGCUCGCCGACGAAUAUUCACCAUUUUUAUCGGCAUCUGCACCGUCAUGAUCAUCUCAAUAGUUAUUCGUCCAGUAUGGGCUGGAGAAGAUCUUCAUAAGCUUGUUAGUAUUAAUCUUGAAAAGCUAGCAAGCUUCUUGGAAGGUUUUAAAAGUGAGUAUUUUCACAAGUCUGAGAUUAGUGUUGAAGGUACCAAGAACAACGAAAAAAGAUUUAUUGAAGCUUUUUUAAGUGUUCUUUGUUCUAAGGCCAAUGAGGAAUCUUUGGCAAACUUAGCAUGGUGGGAACCUCCUCAUGGAAAUUUCAAAUUUAAUUAUCCAUGGAAACAAUAUCUGAAGAUUGGUGGCCUUAUUAGAAAAUGUGCUUGUCAUCUUCUAGCUCUUAAUAGCCACUUAAACUCUAAACCUAAGGCAUCAAUCGAAUUUGAAAGUAGAACAGAAGAAGCAUGCAAAAGAAUGAUAACGGAAUCCAGCAAAGGCUUAAAAGAACUUGCAUUGUCUAUUAGAACCAUGACACAACCAAUUUCUUCUAUAAUUCACAUACGUAACACAGAAAAUGUCAUUGAUGACCUCAAACACACACUAGACACCUCAAAAACCUUUUUUCCACACAACGAAUCGCGCGUCAUGGACUUCAUAGAUGCCGCAUCCAUUGUGUCCUUACUCGUCGCCAUCUCAAAAUGUGUGGAUGAAAUCGCCAAGGCUAUCGAAGAGCUUUCGAGCAAAGCACGCUUCGAAGAAAAGGAGACGAGAAAAGAUUCAUGCUCGACUGAGAAGCCACAAAUAAGGGACCGGGGGACCGUAAAUCCUGUUAUGGAGGAUGAAAUGAAGGAAGGUGAUUUUGUUACUAUCGAUUUAGAUGACAAUGUAGAAACAGCAAAGAAAGUGAUAGCAGAGGAGGCAAAUCGAGUGAAUAUUAAUCCAAUAAAUGCAACAAAAGGAGAACCUUUUUUUAUUUGGAUACGUGGAGGCACCACAACAGAAAUAGUGGAAGAGACAAAAACACCAAAAAAGAAAGGAGAAUUUAUGGACUUAGCUAAUAUAAAGUUUUACUAUAAUAGCACUCAAUUUUUUGAAUCAGCUGAGAGAUUAGCAGUUCUAGAAGAGGCGAAUCAAGUAAACAAUCCACUAACUCCGAGAAAGGAAGAGUCUAUUGUUACUAGGAUAUGUGAGGACAUCAAGACGGCGGAGAAGAAUUGAUACUUUAUAAAUUUAGCUGGUACAAAGAUUUAUGAUAAUACACUAUUUAAUUUUUUGAAUUGUGAUAGAAAAAUUUAAA